UUGUUUAUUGUAUCAAGUGAGAGAGACCAUGCACAGGCAAAUAUCAAAGCCACCAUGGCUCAAAACAAGCUGAGAAGAAUUCCCAGAUUUAGAUCCAUGUUCAGUAACCUGAGGCAUUACCCUCGAUUUUGUCUGUACUGGGACAAGCAUGAUCCCGUCCCAGCCUUCAUUAACCGGAGGUGGAGAGGAGCUGACGAACAGCAGAGAGCAGCGCUCCAGCAACUUGCAGCAUGUGACCCUUCUUUUCAGAUGCCUAAAGAAGUUUAUGAAGAUCCUGAAGUUACUGGAAGGAAUCGCUAUAAAUAUUUUGAAAGACCUUUCCUGCAGGGUUUUAAACAAGUACCAUUCAACGUCGUCUUUUCAAUACCCAAGCCAGAACCAUACAAAUUUCCUGCUGCUUCCACUAAGUACCAACCCAUCCCUUCAAAAUGCACUGUGAGCACCCAGACAGAUUUUCGGGACGCUGACGUUCAAACAGAUCCGUAUUCUCCGGAAUAUAUAGUGUGUCAGGACUCGAUCCCUGAGCUCUUGACUCUGGCUACUCUUACGUGGGGUCGAGGUCUCCCAGCAGGACAAGCUGAGGUGGAGAUGAUAGAACGGGCCCGAGAGAAGCGCAUUUGGGAAGCCACCCUUCCAGCUCUGAGUGACACUGCCGAGUUUGAGAAGAGGAGGAGGAUGAUGAGCGAGAUGGAGAAAAAGGAGUGGGCCUUCCGAGAGCAGGAGAUUCAAAAACUGCAAGACAUUCGUCUGGAAGUUCUAAAAGAGCUGCUGAAGAAGCGUGAGGAGAAUCAAAAGGAGGUGAACAUGAAGAACUUGAAUGCCCGAUGGUUUAAACUGCAGGAAGCAAAGGAGGCCAAAGUGGCAAAACUUCAACACGCACAUAUAUCAGCAAUCAGAAAGCUAGUGAACAAGAGAAAGAAAGUAGAAGGAAAGUUGGAGAGAAGAAAUAUCAUCAGGGAUUACUGUGAUUAUGCGUCACAGGUCUACGCACCUCUAACUCGCCUUGGCCGCUUCCCAGACAACAACUCCGAGAACUUUGUGGUAAAAAACCACUUUCUAAACACUUAUGAAGGAUUAGUUGAACUUGAGUCGAGCCUGCCAGAUUUUGUGACACAACCUCGCAUCAGACCUCCAAAACCAAAAUCCACUACUACCAAAGCAGGUUUCCUAAAAAGGGAAGCGAGGCUGGACCAUGAGUUGGUUGAGGUUUACCAGGCACUGCUGGAGAAGAAGAAUAAAGUUCCUGAACCAAAGAAACCCCUGCGCUUCCUUCAGAAGAAUCCAGUUCCUCAACCUCGGCUUCCAACUCCAACCUUAGAAAUGAGUUCCAACGAAGAAGAAGAUAAAGAAAUGGCUGUGAUCUUCCUUCAAAAAUUAAUCCGGGGCAGAGUUGUUCAGAACAUGAUGUUUGAAGGGAAAGAAAAGCGAUUGGAAUUGAUCCAGGAGUUGCGUACCAGCCAUGUUCUCCAGGAAGAUGACAGGCUGGUAAAGAAAGCAGAAAAGCAAGUGACCCUUGCCUUACAGAGGCAGAGGAACCUGCAUGAGCACAAGGUGUUGCUGGUUGAAAACCAUUUGGCUGGACUGGAAGGAAGGGCAUUAGCAGACAUGUUUGACUUCCUGUCCAAAGAGCUGAUAAGACUACAGGAAGAGAGGAGAAUCCAUGCCUUUGCCAUGUUGGCAGAACGACAGCGGCGGAUGCGGGAAGCUGAGGAGAGUGGUCGGCGCCAGGUGGAACAAAAGCGCCUUCAGGAAGAGGAUCAGAUAUUCAAGGAGGUCAUUAAAGUUCACCAGAGUACUGUAACCUCCUAUCUGGAAGACAUAAUACUGAAUACGGAAGCAAAUACUGCAGAAGAACAAGCCAGGGAAGAAAUUCAAAAAAUGGCAGAGGAAAUAAAUGACAUUGCUUAUGAAAUGGAAAGCCGCCGAACACAGCUUCAGUCAGAGGAGAUUGUUGCUGAGUUGGUAUAUAGAUUCCUGAUCCCAGAGGUACAAAAAGACUUUGUCAAAGAAAAAGUGAGGAAUGCUCAGCGGAAGCAUAUUCUCGCAGCCCAUGAGAUCAUCCAUAGAGACAUAGAAGAGAUGCUCACCAAGAACUUUGCCACACAGCAGCCAGAUGCAGACGCAGAUGCAGAUGCUGAGGAUGUGACUCAUCAGGCCACGUAA
This is a messenger RNA of Elephantulus edwardii (Cape elephant shrew), 2163 nucleotides long. RefSeq names its product MYCBP-associated, testis expressed 1 (gene CFAP91). The transcript has 16 exons. The coding region runs from base 55 to 2163 and encodes 702 amino acids. The record is from RefSeq and is a predicted model, not a curated record. Lineage: Eukaryota; Metazoa; Chordata; Mammalia; Macroscelidea; Macroscelididae.